Molecule: messenger RNA, 3691 nt
Organism: Nylanderia fulva
Lineage: Eukaryota; Metazoa; Arthropoda; Insecta; Hymenoptera; Formicidae
Gene: Start1
Product: Steroidogenic acute regulatory protein-like
Cellular component (GO): endoplasmic reticulum membrane; late endosome membrane; endoplasmic reticulum-endosome membrane contact site
Molecular function (GO): lipid binding
Source: RefSeq, a predicted model, not a curated record
AGAAACGUCAUUGUUCCCUCUUGCUACUUGUUUAUAUUUCGCGAUUAUACGAGAUACGAUAUAGGAUACAGUGAUGUGUGGCCGAGGUGUCUGCAUCUCGUGUGAUACACGCGCGUGACAUUGUUUCGUUAAACAAUUCGACUGGACGAUCAGUAUCUAUGAGCACUCUCAGAUCCGAAACGGUCGACGUUACGACGACGACGACUUCAGAAGUGUAUCAGAGGAAUGGCAGAAGAUGAGAGGCAAAUUAGGAUGGCUGCUGAGGCCAUACUGAGUGGUUCCAUCAACUCUCAAAGAAGUUCAGUUACCCAGCAUAGUAUGACACGAACACCGGAUAUUGUCUUCAGCGAAGAUUUGAUCGCGGGAGCGAGACACAACGGCAAAAUGUCCAACGUCAGGCGUUUCUUCUGCCUCUUCGUCACUUUCGAUCUUCUCCUUACAUUUCUCAUGUGGCUCAUUUGCACGAUGAUUGCAGGUGAAAGUUUAAAGACAGCUUUCAUAAAUCAGGUGAUACACUAUCAUAUAAAGACAUCUUUAUUUGACAUCGUGAUGGCAGCGAUUUGCAGGUUCACCGUCUUGUUGCUCUUUUAUGCGCUACUGUAUCUCAAUCAUUGGAUUAUCGUAGCUAUCUCAACUGCCACAACAUGUGCCUUUUUAAUUGCAAAAGUUUUUCUUUUCGAUUGGACAUCAGCUAAUCAACCAGUAUUCCAAGUUCUACUAAUUCUAACAUCUUUUGUGUUAUCUUGGGCGGAGGCUUGGUUUUUUGAUUUUCGCGUUAUACCUCAGGAAACUCAAGCGAGAAAUUGGAUUCGAAAUUUCCCAGAUACAGAAAGAACUCCUCUAUUACAAAACAUUACCGAAUCACGACAGUAUGCAGCAAACGUCGAUCACAAUACAUUUUUCACACCUGUGGAUUCUCCAAGUCAUUCCGAUGAUGAAGAUACAUCUAGAAAGCAAGAAGACUUGAGAAGAUUAUCAAAGUCCAGCGAGUUAUCUACGUUUUUAGCGAAACUUACACCCGAUAAGAUCGAUGAAUAUAAAACGAGCGCAUCUAAAAUGUUGCGAAACUGUCACAACUUAUUAACUUCGAAAGAAUGGAAGAUCGAAACUAUAACAAGUGAUGGCGAUGAAGUAUCCUACAUGCAGCUGCCAUCAGAAUGGAAAAUAGAUGGAAAGGUCGUGAAAAUCACGGGCAUUGUCAACGCGCCUGCUAGUAUACUAAUAGAUUUAUUAUUUGAUGGUAUUGAGGAAUUUCCUUUAUGGAAUAAACUUGUGACGGAAUCGAUGAAACUGCAGGGUAUUGAUGAAAACACGGAUAUCGUUUAUCAAGCGACAAGUUCUUAUGGUGGUGGACUCAUCACAGCGCGAGAUUUCGUUAUCUUGAGGCAUCGUAAGAAAUGCGGCGAUUAUUACAUCAACGGUGGUAUAUCUGUUCCUACGUCAUUGGUUCAGAUUCGUCCAAAUAUGACCAGGGGUGAAAACGGUAUAAGCUGUUUUGCAACGGAAGAGUUAGUUGACGAGGAACCUAACGUUAAUAAAUGUCGCUUUACGUGGAUUUUAAAUACAAAUCUUAAAGGCUGGAUACCACAAACAGUUGUAGAAAGAGCCAUGUCCACUAGUCUAACGGACUUCAUCAUAUAUUUAAGAAAACAUUUGGAUGAUAUACAGAAACCGUUAGUUUAGUACAAUGUCGCUCAUGAAAAUGAUAGAGUUACCUAUCCCUACCUGUCUAUUUUCCUACCUCCUUACCUAGCUAUCUAUUUUCCUAUUUACCUAUCUUCCUCCUCGUUAAUAUAUUAUAUUAAGUCUAUCUAUCUUUUAUUUAAUAUAUAUUUACGCACAUAGGAGCAAUUCUUUCAACCAAUGUGAAAAGCAUUUAAGAUCUGCAACACAGAUCUAUAAUAAAACUAAAACUCCAUUUGCUGUGGACAGGAAUUUGAAGCUUAAUGUAUGAGACGAUUUAUAUACAUACAUAUAUUCGAAUAUGUUCCAAUUACAUCGAACAAGUGAUUUAUUUUGUGUCAAUUUAUCUGCGUAGAAAUCUUAUCGAAAACUAGAACACAGAUAUUAUCUACAUCACAACUUUAUUUAGUGAAAAAAAUUUGUAUACAAUUUUUUGUCACAAAUUUAAUUACGAUAGACGUAAUCUCGAGAAAGGAACGUACUAUUUUAUCCUAAUAAUUAUUUUUUAUUUAUAAGACGUAUCGUGUAGUAGUACUAAUAGUUAAAAGAAUUAAAAAAUAUGUUAUGUGCUUUUUGUAUAAGUGCCUAUGAAUAUUUAGUUAAGUGCAUCUUUCGAUGUACGAUGUACAUAAUGUAUCGGAAAUGUGACAACACGUUUAGUGUGCAUGACAGCAUCUAUCACGUGUUUAUAUAGUGUAUUGCGAGCCAUGAUAUAAAAAAAUACUAUGGAUAAAUAUUAAAAUACAUUUUAUUACAUCUUUUUUUAUAGAUAUAUUUAAAAUGUUUCCUCUUUUGAUUAUAAGAGUCAUAAAGCCUAAUGUAUUGAUAUUGUGUAUAUAAUGUGCAUUUAAAUGAAGCAUAUAUUGAAUGAAAGUCUGAAAAUAUUUCACAUUUUUUAAAUUGCAAUAGAUUAUUACUGUUAUUAAUUAUACAUUUGAUCAAUUUUAUAUUUCGAUUGAUGAAUAUGGAACGCACAUUAUUUUGUACUUUGAGUCGAGUAUAUUUCAUUAUUUAAAUUUAUGAAAAAUAUGCACAUCUUUAUUACUGACAAGUUUUUCUUCGAUUAAUUAGCGUUAGAUAUGUAUGUCACGAGCGUAAAUAUAGAUUUCAGCACUGUCUGAUACUUAUUGUGAUUGUGCAAUUUUAUGAUAGUAUACUUGUUUCUGGAAAACAGUAAAAAUUUGGCAGUGAGCAUCCAAUUCGAAGAAUUGGCUGUACUUUCGUGUUAUUUUGAUAUAUUUGUGAUCAGUAAUAUAUAAAUUUGUUGCCUGGUGUAUGUAUAUGAUUAAUGACAAAAACGUGGUGACAUAAUUAAAAAUAUACAUAUUUUAACGACGUUAUAACGCAUUCUUCUCUUUGUUUCUGAAAAAAAUUAACUAUUUUCAUAAUUUAAAAAAUCUAUAGAAGAAAACUUGUCUAUUUUGUUAUGAAAUUCAAUUAACAAAAUUAAUAGUAAGUUAACAAGAAAUUGUAUAAUUUGUUGAAAAAUACUUCGAAAUUAUCAUUAAUCAAAAAAUAAAGUUUUAUUAUCACACAAAUCGUUGUAUAUAUAAAUAUAUUAAUCGUUAAAAGAUUUCUUAUAAUGGGAUGAGUGCUAUAUGAUAAUAUUUGGACGUUUAAAUUAUUCAAUGUAUAAUAUAGUGUCGAUUUUAUGAUAUAAUAAACGCGAUGACAGAGCAUGUGUAUGCAGAACAAAUAUAUAAAUACUCUACUUUGUUUUAUAUAUAUAUAUAUAUAUAUAUAUAUAUAUUUCACAAUAGUAGACACAUCAAGAUAACAAUUUGUAUUAUCGUUUUAUAUCACUGUGUCCUUUUUUCAUUUGUGCAGUACAUUCUUGCAUUUUUGCUCUGGAGAUGUUUACUGUGAAUCAGUACUGUGUUAUAUAAAUAAAUAAUACGUUUAGACAGAAUAAGAUAAGAAGAUAGAAUAAUCGAAGAUGAUUUUAUAAAUCCGGCUAGGAUUCGCGCGUAAAGAUAUACUGUAGAUCAAUAAAUGCAAAGAAAGAGCA